This is a messenger RNA of Capsicum annuum, 3381 nucleotides long. RefSeq names its product scarecrow-like protein 9. The coding region runs from base 464 to 2707 and encodes 747 amino acids. The transcript is spliced from 3 exons. NCBI's taxonomy places the organism in Eukaryota, Viridiplantae, Streptophyta, Magnoliopsida, Solanales, Solanaceae. Gene Ontology annotation, cellular component: nucleus. Gene Ontology annotation, molecular function: sequence-specific DNA binding; DNA-binding transcription factor activity. The record is from RefSeq and is a predicted model, not a curated record. Gene Ontology annotation, biological process: regulation of DNA-templated transcription.
UUACUAAUAUGAAAUAUUCACCUUCUCUCUUUGCUUCUCCAUAGGUUUUUAGGUACCUUUUCUCAUUUUUUCUUUCCUUCUAUAUUCAUUUUAUUUAAGCCACUUCUGCUAUACUUUACAUGGUUUUUUUUUCUUGAUAUUUUUAAGUAAGCACUUCAAAUUUGAGCUCAAUUGUAUGCUUAAAGUUAUUUGAGUAUGGACUAUUUAUAGGAUCUUGAAUUGACUUAGUGCAACUUUUUGCUUGCUCUUUCACUAGAGAAGUAGUCUGUUAAAUAGUGAUAAAUUUUCGGAUACCUGUCACCUCCCACCUCCCAACAGCAGUAGAUACCAGUGAUUCUGUCCGCAGAGUAAAACACCUGGACUAAAUUAUCGGAUACCUGCCAACUCCCAACAACAAUAGAUACAGAUCUAUAUGUGGCUGCAACUUCCAUUUGGCAUCAGUGAGUUUUGAGGUUUGGUUGAAAUGGAUCCGAGUUCUCUGAAUAGUUUCCAAUUAAGGGACCAAUCUUUACCUAUUUCUUCAGAUCAGAGGAUGAAUAAUGGACCAAGAUUUGAACUUAUUUAUUCAGAUCAGAAUCUACUUAAUGACCCUAGACUUGAAAAUAGCUUUGUCCAACACAAGUUUGGUCCUGUUGGAUUUAUAAGUGGCGACCAUUUACCGACUAAUGUAGAAUCAAGAACUGACCUUGGCUUUGAGGACGGGUUUAGUGAAGAUAUUGAUUUCUCAGAUGCAGUUUUGAGCUAUAUAAAUCGGAUGCUAAUGGAAGAAGACAUGGAGGACAAGACAGACAUGCUUCAGGAAUCAUUGGAACUUCAAGCCAAAGAGAAGUCAUUCUAUGAGGCUCUUGGCAAGAAGUAUCCACCAUCACCGGAGCAAAAUGUGUUUACUGACCGGAACAGCUACUUCACAGGAAGUGUAUACAGUUCUACAAGUAAUACCGGUGACAGUAGUGGUUACCUGGCCGAUAACAUUUCCACGGAGUACAAUUCCUCUUACAUAGAAAACCUUUCAAAUCGUGAUACUUCUUACUCUUCAGUAUGCUCAUCAAAUAGUGGGAAUACUAUUGUAGAUGGGUUCUUAGAAUCUCCUGUUAGUUCUUUUCAUAUUCUUAAUAUAUAUGAUGAGAGUCAAUCUAUUUUGAACUUUCAGAAAGGAGUUGAAGAAGCAAGUAAAUUCCUCCCAACUAGUUAUAAGUUGUUGAACAGUGUAGAUAUAAAUGACUUGCCACCUCGGGAUCCCAAAGGGGAAGCUGAUUUUGUGGAUGCUCAGGUGAAGGAAAAGGAUGAGGGAGAGACCUCAACAACUGAGGCGAGAGGGAAGAAAAAUCCUCUGAGGGGUGAUAAUAUCAUCGAAGAAGAAAGGAGUAGCAAACAGGCAGCAGUUUUUACAGAAUCAACUCUACGAUCUGAGGAGUUUGAUAUUGUCUUGCUGAAUAGCAUGGGGAAGGGAGGGGAAGCACUUGAAGCUUAUCGACAAGACCUGAGGAAUGCUAAAAGCAAAAACACAUUGCAGAUGCCAAAAGGAUCAAAAGGAGGAAAGGGCCGUGGGAAGAAACAGGGUGGAACGAAGGAAGUCAUAGAUUUGAGAACUCUCUUGAUAAAUUGCGCGCAAGCUGUGGCUGCUGACGAUUCCAGGGUUGCAUAUGAACUGUUGAAACUGAUCAGACAACACUCAUCCCCUUUUGGAGACGGAAACCAGAGACUGGCUCAUUGCUUUGCAGAUGGUCUUGAGGCGCGCUUGGCUGGUACUGGUAGCCAGAUCUAUAAAGCCCUUGUCAAUAAACGAACAUCUGCAGCUGAUCUUUUGAAGGCCUACCAUUUGUAUCUCGCAUCCAGCCCAUUCAGGAAGAUCUCAAGUUUUGCUUCAAACAAGACAAUCAUGAUAAAGGCAGAGAAUGCAACAAGGGUUCAUGUCAUUGACUUUGGCAUCCUGUAUGGUUUCCAAUGGCCUACGUUCAUCCAACGUAUUGCAGAGAGAGAAGGGGGGCCACCAAAGCUUCGUAUUACUGGAAUAGAGUUUCCCCAACCAGGCUUUAGGCCAGCGGAACGGAUUGAGGAAACAGGUCGCCGUUUGGCUGAUUAUGCUCGGUCCUUUAAUGUUCCAUUUGAAUACCAUGCAAUUGCAAAAAAAUGGGAGACCAUCACAGUUGAGGAUCUAAAACUUGACAAGGAUGAAUUUCUUGCUGUCAACUGCUUGUAUCGCUUUAAGAACCUGCAUGAUGAGACUAUCGCAGUUGACAGUUCAAGAACUAUCGUUCUAAACCUCAUAAGGAAGAUCAAUCCAGAUAUCUUCGUCCAUGCUAUUGUCAAUGGGGCCUAUAGUUCCCCAUUUUUCGUCACACGAUUUCGUGAGGCCUUAUUCCACUUUUCAGCACUUUUCGAUAUGCUUGAAACUAUUGUUCCCCGUGAGAUUCCAGAAAGAGGAUUAAUUGAGAGAGAGAUCUUUGGAAGGGAAGCACUGAAUGUCAUAGCUUGUGAGGGGUGGGAAAGAGUUGAACGACCAGAGACCUACAAGCAGUGGCAAGCUCGUAUUCUGGGGGCGAGGUUUACGCAGAUACCUUUUGACCGGGAGGAGUUCCUGAAUAAGGCAGUUGAGAAGGUGAGGUUAUAUCAUAGAGACUUUUUAAUUGAUGAAGAUAGCCAGUGGUUGUUGCUGGGUUGGAAAGGAAGAACAAUUUUCGCCCUAUCUUGUUGGAAACCUGUCUAAGAAACUUGAAACAUAUACUUCCUUUUGAAUCCCAAGUCCAUCCACAUAUCUGAAGAUCAAAUGCGGCUAUAUAGUUUGUAACUGGCUGCUCAGUGUCUUGAUGCAGUAAUAAUGUCUUCUAACAGAAGUAACAUAAAGAUCAUUUGGUCGCUAAGCUCUUUGAGUUUCUAAUAUGAAUGAGGCUAAAACUGCAGCUUACACCUCAAUAACCAAUGGAUCACCUGACAAGACGAGGCCUUGGUACAUGUUCUUGGCGAUGAUCAUCAAGUUUUAAAGCGAGGGACUUGAUCCUUAAAUGGUAUGAUUGAUUGAAUCGAUAUUCUGUCGAAGAUUAGCCACUUUAUGCUAAUUAGUGGCAAUGUCCAAAUAGACCCUUAUUGCCAUGCUACUAAUUAGCAUAAAGCUUCUGAAAUUUGUACUAGAACUUGAAUUUUCCUUCCGUGAUUGGAUGAGGGAUAACAUGUUUUAGAUCUGUUUAAUUUCUCCAUUUUAUGAUGCAUUAACCAUUGGAACUUAAUGUUCAAAUGUGGUACGGUUUUAGAGGAAUAGCCUACGCCACCUAGUUUGAAACUUUGGAUUGAGGUGUAGGUGAUUGAUUGAUUGAUAUAUGAUGUAUGAACCGCAGUUAAGUAUACACUUGGGUGAACUAAAGAUUCAUUCUUUCCCAUUUAAAA